UCGCUGCGUGUGAUGGAGUUCACUGUCACUGUCACAAAAAUUUACCAUAAGAGCUCACAGAAAGAGUCUGUUUAGAAGAAAUCAUAAAAAUUCUGCAAAAUGACUUCGCCAGUCGAUAAAGCCGAACUACCAAAAUUGCCCGAAAAUCAAAAAUCAUAUGCCGGCAUCCCCGAAGCCGUAUUCGUCGAUGAUGUCGAUGCAUUCAUGGCACUUGAGGACAACGACAGCAAUGCCGAUUUGGUUUUGCGUAAACUAGAUGAGCAACACAGCAAAUACAAGAUGAUGGACUAUAGCAUAGCUGGACGUCGUCGAAGGCUUAAGCAACAGAUUCCCGAUUUGCUGAAAUCACUUGACAUGAUCGAGGUGCUGAAAAAACAGAGCGAAGAUCAGGAGACACAGUUCCUAUUGAGCGAACAAGUCUUUCUGAAAACGGUCAUUCCGCCCACGAAAACAGUAUGUCUUUGGUUGGGUGCAAACGUAAUGCUGGAAUAUCCACUGGAUGAAGCCGAAGUGUUGCUUCGUCAAAAUAUGGAAACAGCUGCACAAAAUUUAAAAUGCUUGGAAUACGAUCAGGACUUUUUGAGAGAUCAAUUAACUACCACUGAAGUAAACAUGGCUCGUGUCUACAAUUGGGAUGUUAAGCGACGACAAGCGGCUGGUCUUACGUCGUCGAAUUAAGAUUUUUUUGUCUAAAUUUCUAAUCACUCUGCAAUCGAGCUUCUUCGGGUUUCUUUUUACGCACCAUACCCCCCAUUAACACACUCAAAUUUUUAUUUUUCAUAAUUCCACAUUUUGUCACAUUGGAAGCGAUGGAGUUCGUGUUAAUUUAAUGUUCAGAAUAAAAAAGCGAAUUAUGUACAGAAUUUAACAAAA
Messenger RNA from Bradysia coprophila, 873 nucleotides. It is a transcript of the gene mgr, whose product is annotated as prefoldin subunit mgr. NCBI's taxonomy places the organism in Eukaryota, Metazoa, Arthropoda, Insecta, Diptera, Sciaridae. Gene Ontology annotation, molecular function: tubulin binding. The record is from RefSeq and is a predicted model, not a curated record. Gene Ontology annotation, cellular component: cytoplasm; prefoldin complex. Gene Ontology annotation, biological process: microtubule-based process; tubulin complex assembly; protein folding.